Molecule: messenger RNA, 897 nt
Organism: Nymphalis io (European peacock)
Lineage: Eukaryota; Metazoa; Arthropoda; Insecta; Lepidoptera; Nymphalidae
Exons: 7
Coding region: 162-872 (236 amino acids)
Source: RefSeq, a predicted model, not a curated record
CAAUGCUGUAAAACAUUACAUUUAUAAAAUAAUGUACACGUUGAAUUUUAUUACUUUUUAUUAUUAUAAUGAAAUAAAAAAUAUAUAUUCAACUCAACCUCAACUGAUCAACAAAUAAAUAUUAAUAGUAAUUAAUUACUUACUGUUGAGCUAGCUUAAUAAUGUCACAUCCACGUUAUCCGCACAGCAAUGUGGCGAAGCUUAAGGGUUAUCAUCCAGAAAAAUAUGUCAUUGAUGAUGUUUCACCAACCGUGUGUACUGAUGAGAGCUUGACGCCCAACCAACCUCCUUUGUUGACUCAGCGCACCAUCGGAAAAUUUCUACAGCCUAUAACUAGAGAACUGGUUGAGAUACCACCAAGACCCACUAUAGACGAGCUACCUGAUGCAGUAAUUGAAAAUAUGGCAAAGAAAGACAAAGCGUUUUGGGUUGAUAAACCUGGAGCUAAUGCAUACAAUCUUCACGAUGCCUUUUAUAAUUAUGGCAUGACUACCGAAAAAGUUUUGACACCUCACCAGGACAGCUUUCCUCAUUCUUAUCAGUAUGACCUUGACUGCGUUAAGUAUAGACGUCAGCGUGCAUGUGAGGGAUUAAAACAAACACAAGAGGGCAAGCAUGUAGCUGCGUAUUGUCGGGAAUGUGAUAAACCCUUAAACAUUAAAAUAGCACCAUCUCCAGCGGUCACUUCAGACUCAACCCAGAAACGAUGGCGAGAUUACCCAGACCUGACGAAAACACUAUCUUUAAAGGAAAUUCGUGAACGGAUGAUGAAUGAGGUUGGCAAACCGUUUAAGAAUGAAGCUUGUAAUUGGUAUAAUCAAAAUUAUCCUACAGUUAAAUAUGAUUGUAUAGUACGUAAAUUUUCUAAAUGAUUAAAGUAAAACACUGCUAUACUUA